AUGGCAACCACAGAGAUAGAAGAGAUAACUCAUCUGCCAAAACUGAAGGACGCCGACUCAUUUCCGUUGUGGGAUUUUGAAAUCAAGAUUCUGAUGCAUGCAAAAGAACUGAUAAACAUCGUUGAUGGCAGCGACCUGUUAAGUGACCAAGGAAGAGACGAAGAAAAUAUAAGGAAAUGGAAGAUGCAAGAUGCAAAGUUCCAAUACUGCAUAGUGAGAACGAUAGAGAAACACGUGAAGACCCACAUUAUGACAUGCACAACCACUAAAGAAAUGUACGACACCUUGAAGCAAAUUUAUCAGCGAGACACCUCUCAACAGAAGUGCCUUCUACUACAAGACUUCCACAACUUCAAGUAUGACAAAACUAAGGAUAUGAUGACGAAUAUAAGUCAUGUGCAGAACAUUGCCUUCAGGCUUCAUCAACUGAACCAAACGCUGAUGAAAACAUGA
Messenger RNA from Cryptotermes secundus, 453 nucleotides. RefSeq lists its product as uncharacterized. The coding region runs from base 1 to 453 and encodes 150 amino acids. Lineage: Eukaryota; Metazoa; Arthropoda; Insecta; Blattodea; Kalotermitidae. The transcript has a single exon. The record is from RefSeq and is a predicted model, not a curated record.